AUGGACUUUGUAUUUGGCCUACCGAAAGAUUCGCAUGGCAACACAGGUAUUGUGGUCUUUGUUGACCGUUUGAGCAAGAUGGCUCACUUAGCGGCUGUGCCAGAUUCGAUCGAUGGUAUGGGUACAGCGGAGCUGUUUAUCGAUCGGGUGUUUCGCCAACAUGGCUUGCCAGUGGCAAUUGUUUCUGAUCGUGAUCCGCGUUUUACGAGUAAAUUUUGGAAGACCGUUUUUCAGGUGCUAUGUACCCGUUUGGACAUAUUCACAGCGGAUCAUCCGCAGACCGAUGGUCAAACCGAACGCUUUGCACUAAAUAACUCCUUGCACGCCUCUACCGGCUACACUCCGUUCUAUGUGAAUGGCCUCACACACCCAUGCAUUCCGUUAGCACUACCACCGAGCGGUUCAAGGCUUGGUGGUGGAGAGGUUGCCGAUCGGCUUGCUGAUGUCAACCCUAAUACUGUUACGAAACAGGUGAAUACGUUUCUCGCAACGCGACUAAAUGUCUUAAGACAUGCUGAAGACCAAGUAUUACUUAAUGCAAAAAACCUACCUACCAAUGUAGUAUCUGCUGUCUUUAAGACGAAGUUGCGUCCGCGCUUUAUCGGACACUUUACGGUCGUGUCCAAGAAAGGCUUAGCGUAUACGCUUAAUCUGCCGCGCAAAUUGCGUACGCACCCCGUGUUAUACGUCGGCAUGCUCAAGCCAUAUCGGUAUCCGUCCCAAGUGAACGCUAAGGCGCUCGCGCCGAGCUCAUCGGCACUGCCGCAGGACGGAUAA
Molecule: messenger RNA, 777 nt
Organism: Peronospora farinosa
Lineage: Eukaryota; Oomycota; Peronosporomycetes; Peronosporales; Peronosporaceae
Source: the annotation of a GenBank genome assembly